This is a messenger RNA of Pristis pectinata (smalltooth sawfish), 989 nucleotides long. RefSeq names its product RALY heterogeneous nuclear ribonucleoprotein (gene raly). The coding region runs from base 66 to 929 and encodes 287 amino acids. The transcript has 9 exons. Gene Ontology annotation, molecular function: RNA binding. Lineage: Eukaryota; Metazoa; Chordata; Chondrichthyes; Rhinopristiformes; Pristidae. Gene Ontology annotation, cellular component: nucleus. The record is from RefSeq and is a predicted model, not a curated record.
UGUCUCGCCUCCCUCUCCCUGCCGUUUUUUUAACUCCUGAAUUUUCUUGCCUCUCUGGCCACACCAUGUCACUGAAGUUGCAGACCAGCAACAUCACCAACAAGAACGAUCCGCGGUCAAUUAACUCGCGAGUCUUCAUCGGAAACCUCAACACGGCGGUGGUGAAGAAAUCUGAUGUGGAGACCAUCUUUGGGCAGUAUGGCAAGGUGGUAGGGUGCUCUGUACACAAGGGCUACGCCUUUGUGCAGUAUACAAAUGAGAGGACUGCGCGCGUGGCGGUGGCUGGGGAGAAUCGGCGCGUGCUUGCUGGACAGACGCUUGAUAUUAACAUGGCUGGGGAGCCCAAGCCCAACAGACCCAAGGGACUGAAGCGGCCCAGUUCUACUUUGUACAGCACCAGCUACGACUUUGCUUAUGAUUACUUCAGGGACGAUUUCUACGAAAGGAUGCACGAGUACUCAAGUCGGCCUUCGUUGGUUCCUAGGGCCAUCCCGGUGAAGCGUCCUCGUGUGAUUGUCCCCGUGCUCCGGCGGGGGAAAUCUGGGAUCCCCCUGAAGUUAAUGUCGCGCUCCACGACUGUGGCAAAAAACGCCACAAAAUUAAAAUUAAAAUCCAAUGAACUGCAGCGAAUUAAACUUGAGCUCACACAGAUUAAAUCCAACAUUGACUCACUCCUUGGGAGACUGGAGGAGAUUGCGAAGGAGAAAGUGGGUCAUACAGAGACCAGGAAGAAGGCAGACGAGGGCAGGACUGAGUUGUCUCAUGGGGAUUCUGCCUCAGAAACAGCCGAAACCGUCACAGAGGAGCCAUUUGAGGUGGACGAGACUGAUGCUGCUGAUCUGGAACAGGGUGAAACGGCAGGAGAUAAUGACUGUGAGGAUGAAGUGGAAGCCAAUCACAGAGUAGAGGCAGAGGCAACGUUAGAAUAGAAGACUGCAAACCAGUGGUUCUCAGCAGGCAACAAGUAAUGGGGAGAGCGCUCGAAACUG